This is a messenger RNA of Didymella exigua CBS 183.55, 2451 nucleotides long. RefSeq lists its product as uncharacterized. Gene Ontology annotation, molecular function: DNA-binding transcription factor activity, RNA polymerase II-specific; protein binding; RNA polymerase II cis-regulatory region sequence-specific DNA binding. The transcript is spliced from 3 exons. The record is from RefSeq and is a predicted model, not a curated record. NCBI's taxonomy places the organism in Eukaryota, Fungi, Ascomycota, Dothideomycetes, Pleosporales, Didymellaceae. Gene Ontology annotation, biological process: regulation of transcription by RNA polymerase II. Bases 1 to 2451 code for a protein of 816 amino acids.
AUGCCGCCGCGAGUUGGACUCCGUUCCCGCCGGGAGCCUGACGCCCAGCCGCAGUCCGAUGCAGACACAAUAGCGACACCCUCGCGAAAACGCAGACGCCUCAACGGCAACGAGCCCACAGCCGCAGCGGCCGACCCUCCACGCACACGCAGAGACGAGUCAGUCGCCAGCAAUGACAGUAACACCACACUACCGAAUGCCGAUGACGAAGACCCCGUGGAGAGGCAGAAUCGAAUAAUUGCCGCCCUCUGUGUUCCCUCGAACUACACGCCAAACGCCGCCGUCGACUACGCCAACGACCUGCAAGCCCGCAAAAAUCAGGGCCAUAACAUUGCCGCUUUUGCGAAAAUAGCAGCUCGCGACUGGUGCUUUUUCGUGCAGGAGACUCGGAUCCUUAUUGGGCGUGCAGACUCGUUGAUCCGUCCACAGCCGCCCAGUUCAGAGGCGAACAUCCCUGGUCACCCGCAGAGUGAAGCCCAUUCAGUCUCGAACUGGGGAGUGCACAUCGAUUUGGGCCCUGAACGACAAGUCUCGCGCGUACACGCCGAAAUCUUCUUCGACUCAGCGGAUCAGGGCUGGUACAUCAUCGUGAACAGCCGCAACGGUCUUAAGCUGGACGAUGUGCAUGUGACGAGAGGCCAGACGGAGUUGCUGCAUAGUGGUAUCUGUAUUAGUAUUAUGGGCACCCAGAUGUUGUUCCUUCUGGCCAAUCAAGAGGAUCACUUUCAUCCAAUGCUUCUACGACAGGCGAACGGAGAAGAGGCCGGAGAAUCUGGAGACGACGGCAACCCACCCUCGCGAUCGAACCACAACAUACCACCAAGCGGACCCACACCGAAACGCGAGCAGUACGAUCCAUUUCCACCCUCGUCACAUCCACGAAAUCGCGAGAAUAAGCACCUGUCUUCGCAGGCCUGCUACAACCAGAUGACUUCCACUCCCGGUCGCCCACCGCCAGGUACUCCUUUAGCUUUCCAGCAGGGGACCGGCCAACUCAGCAGCAAAGGCUCUCCCGCCACCUUUUCUCGAGGUGUCAUGAUUGACUCGGCCGACGAAGUCGACUACAGCCAUGACCAGGCCAAGGACAUCAAACCACCAUACAGUUACGCACAGCUAAUUGGACAAGCCAUUCUGAGUAAUGACGAAGAGAUGCUGACCUUGGCAAACAUCUACGACUACAUCAAGUCACGAUAUGCGUUCUUCCGGUUCACCAAUGGUGGAUGGCAGAACAGCAUCCGUCACAACCUAUCCCUGAACAAGUCGUUUGAAAAAGUUGCACGCCGAACCGACGAGCCUGGCAAGGGUAUGAAAUGGAAGAUCGCAGAUUCAGAACGCGAGGAGUUUAUCAGGAAGCAACUGCUAAACCCGCGCAAGGGUGGUGGAAUAGCUAUUGGCUUUCGACCUGACGGCUCUGGACCUAGCUCGCCUGCGCUCGGUAAUCCAUCUCAGGCUACAGAGCGACUGAUCGGCGCUCUUGAUCGCGGACACCCCAUUUCUCGAAUGAAGUCACCCCCCCGUUCUGCGACACCGCCUCUUUCCUCAGUCCCUGCACCCAACGAGUCGUACACUCCUGAUCGUGGAUCCCGUCCGUUUGGUGCCCUCAAGCAAUCACCCAACGUUCGGGAGAUGAACCACUUCGUCACACCCGCUAAGCGCCUCGUAUACGGUGGUAAUGAUGGACGCCAUCCUCCAUACAUCAAGACUGAAGAGCCCAGAUCACAUCUCGAAUCAUCACCCAACAUGGAUCCUGUCAAGCCAAUGGUCCAAGGUCUUGGUUUGACUGGUUUGAAGAGCGAAGCAGCGAACUCACCUCCCACGCUUUAUUCGGAUGCCACGACUAGCAACAUCCAGGGUAACCAUGAUGCAAGCCGAAUGAACAACGCCCUUGUAACACCACUCGUAACUCGCCAUGCACCUCGUCUCGCACCUCCCAGUACUGCGCAGAUGCCCAGCCAGUACAUGAACUUCUCUAGUCCGGCACCUUUCUGGAAAUUUGUCGACCUGCCCAGCACGCCCGCCAAGUUCCCUAUCGAUCUUAGCCCAACUAAGAUGCAUCAUGAUGAGAAAGACGAAGAAGAUGCUCAGCCUAGUUCGCCUCCGAUGCUCCCCGACGAGGAUCGAAGCGUUGAACCCGAGGAUCAGGACGCGUCUGACGACAAGCCGGGUGAUGAUGAAGAUGUUGGGCCAGAGAGCCCGAGCCGCACUGUCAGCCGGCCAGUCAGUCGCCGCGAUCUUGGCGGCAGCCAGCGGAGCAGGAGCAAUUCUAACGUCAACGUUCUUGGCCCAAGUGGAUUGGGCGGCAUGGUCAGAGGUGCUAGCCUCAAUAGCUUUGAGGAGCAGGACGAGCCGGAGGAUGAAAGCUAUGAUCUGUCGAAGGGCUUCCAGAAGAUUGGCUCGUUCCACCACAGCAUGGCGCAGGCACACGGUGUUGUCGGUCGCUCUGCUAUUUAG